Messenger RNA from Poeciliopsis prolifica (blackstripe livebearer), 4415 nucleotides. RefSeq names its product ATP-sensitive inward rectifier potassium channel 10-like. The record is from RefSeq and is a predicted model, not a curated record. Gene Ontology annotation, biological process: regulation of monoatomic ion transmembrane transport; potassium ion import across plasma membrane. NCBI's taxonomy places the organism in Eukaryota, Metazoa, Chordata, Actinopteri, Cyprinodontiformes, Poeciliidae. Gene Ontology annotation, molecular function: inward rectifier potassium channel activity. Gene Ontology annotation, cellular component: plasma membrane.
GAAGAAAUUGCGGGCAGUGAGUCGGCGGGCUUCGGGUGCGAAACGGGAGCCCAAACGAGCCAAUGAGGGGCCCCAUAAUUCUGCUCAAGUGGUGUACAGUAUCGUGGGACUGCAGAAUUACAGUGUGUCCUGUGAGCAUGCGUAUGACAACAGAGAAGACAUGUAGAGCAAAAGGCUGAGGCUCUGGGCUCCAAAAUCCUCUCUGCACGUGACAAUUAGCUUACAGUCUGCUCUGAAAAGAUGACUUCUGCUACCCCGCCUUGCUCUCGCAGCUCUUCCCCUCAAAAGGUUUGCCACUCUCAGACCCAAACUGACGUUCUGAAGCCGUUGCUGGGCGGUGGUGCUUCUGGUGGAGGUGGGACUGUGAGGAAGAGGAGGCGCAUUCUGUCCAAAGAUGGCCGAAGCAACAUGCGCAUAGAGCACGUCAGUGGGAGGAACGCCCUCUACAUGCGUGACCUCUGGACAACUUUUCUUGAAAUGCCAUGGCGCUACAAGUUCUUCCUGUUUACAGCAACGUUUGCAGGGACCUGGUUUGUGUUUGGGGUUGUGUGGUACCUCGUCGCUUUGGUGCAUGGAGACCUACUGGAGUUCGACCCACCGUCUAACCACACACCCUGUGUGAUGCAGAUGCAGACCCUCACAGCAGCCUUUCUCUUCUCUCUGGAGUCCCAGACAACCAUCGGUUAUGGUUUCCGAUGCAUCACGGAGGAAUGCCCGGCUGCCAUCAUCCUCCUCAUCCUCCAGCUGGUCAUCACCAUGCUGAUGGAAAUCUUCAUCACUGGCACCUUUCUGGCCAAGAUUGCACGGCCAAAGAAGCGAAGUGAGACGGUGAAGUUCAGCCAGCAUGCUGUUGUAUCGACGCAUGAAGGCCAACCCUGCCUGAUGAUCCGGGUGGCCAACAUGCGCAAGAGUCUUCUUCUCGGAUGCCAGGUGACAGGGAAACUCCUGCAGACGUCCCUGACAAAGGAAGGUGAGACGGUUCGUAUGGACCAGAGGAACGUGCCCUUCCAGGUGGACACUUCCAGCGACAGUCCCUUCCUCAUCCUUCCUCUCACCUUCUACCACAUCAUCGACGAUAGCAGCCCCCUGAGAGCCUGGGCCGCCAAGGGUGGUGGAUGGACAGAUCCAGAGUUGGCUGACUUUGAACUCUUGGUGAUCAUGAGUGCCACAAUAGAGCCGACCUCUGCCACCUGCCAGGUCCGCACUUCCUACCUGCCAGACGAGAUCCUCUGUUACGAGUUCCCCCCCGUCGUCUCUCUCUCCCAGUCUGGCAAAUAUGUAGCAGACUUUUCCUUCUUUGACAAAGUGGCGAAGACCAAGACGACCCCUGUUUUCAAAUCAACCAGUUUGCAACACAAAUACCAGAGCAACGGAGGUGGACCCAUGUCUGAAGUGACAGACCCGGAGAAGAUUCGCCUGGAGCAGAGCUACAGGGAGCAGCGAGGCGAAGACCGAGGCCGAGUCAGAGACGGCCCCAUAAGCGUUCGAAUCAGCAACGUCUGAACAGCUAAACUGGCUGAAAGUCGGACAUUUUGUAGCAAAACAACAUGAGAGUUUGUGAAGCCUUUCACACAUGUAAGACGAUGAUUGUUUUAAUUUUUUAUCAAAAUGACUUAAGGCAAAACGUACGGUACGGAUUUUUGUAAGGAAAUAUUUGCUAAAACUGCUGUCAUUUAUUCUCAUCUCGUCACUUCUGAUGGAAUGUCUAAAAAAUCUAUGCUAAAAGAGUCAAGUAAGAGAGAAAUUCAGUGUAAGUCCAGUAUAAUUAAUCUCAAAUUAAACUGAAGGAUGUGAAAUCUACAGAGUUCUACCUUCACGACAACAGAACAUACUUUUUGCCUUGCACACUUAGUGAUGAUCUGACCGUCCGGGGUUUGAAUGCUCAGCACUCCAUCGUCUAUUAGUGCCUCCAAUUUGCUUAAAUUGUUUUCAGCUUAUUUAAUUAGAAAGCAGAUCCCUCUCCCCAACCAUGUCAGUCACUCCAAACAUUCACUCACACAGUGAAUCUUUAUCAAAGCAGACAGUGUCUGCAUGGCAUAGGAUGAGAUUAAGUCAUUGUUGCAAUUUUUGGAACUGAAACACUUAUAACGCAUAAUGUUUGUAAAUUGUUACUAUAAGAAUUUUUUAAAAAGUUUUUUCCACCUUUUUUAGUGACAUUUUUCGAAAUGAGCCUAGUAAAACUUAAGAGAGAUAGCGCAAAAAAUCUGCAACAACCUGGAGUCAUCAGUGCUCAACCUUAAACUCUUUGUUGAAUCUCUUCUUGAUUAAUUUCUCGCAUUCAGUUUCCUUUGGUAGGAGUUUAAUACCCAAUUUCUUGACCUAGAAACAUUUCCCGUGCCCUCUGUGUUCACAGUCUCACCGAUUUAUAAAAUCGAUUAGAACCUAGUUUUGCAUGCUGUGCAGUGGUGAAGCUGGUCUUCUGCUGAUUUAUUUGGAUAGUGAAAAAAAUAUUUCUCUUCAGCUUUCUGUAAUAAUCUGUAGCUUUAAGUUUUAUUUAUGUUUCUGUUGCUUCUUUACUUCUACUCUCCUUUUUGCCAUCUUAGUUCAUCCCUUGUAUCAGAUCAGCUGUUUCAUUGUUUCUGUUUUGGAUUCAGUUCUUUCUUUCUGUCAGCUGAAGGUUUUAGAUGAAAUGUAUCAAGCAUGAGGAAAUGUUCAUGACUUUACAGUCUAGUCUAAUAUCAUCUGAGGGAAACGUAACUUUAGAGAAUGAUUCAGUCACCAGCUUGUUUCACUUUGGUUGCUGUUCAUUUGCUGGUUUGUGGUGUUUUUGUGCCAGACUUACCGCCUAUAACUGUGACUAAAAGUUCCAGUUUGUUUCUAUCAAACCACAAUGGGCUUUUAGCCAGAACUUUUCUUUUAAAGGAAAAACAUUUAUCAUGCAGUUCUACCAUAUGACAAAUCCCUGACGUUGCUGUCACAUGUGGCCCAUAAUACUUCUUUUUUUAGCAUGUGGCAUGACAGAUGAUUCUUGUACAAUCCUCCUGAAAAAAUGCUUUUAAGUUUUUGUUGAACAUUGUUUAAAAAAGUGGCUAAAGUUUUUGAUUAAGGUUAUGCACAUGUGGGCAGCUUUUUAAUUUGAUCCAUCUUCCUUUUUCAGUCGUGUAAAAGGACAUGUUACAUCAAAGGUGGAAAGUAUUUAUCUUGGCCAAAUUUUUAUAUGUCACAAAAAUCUGGUAUUUUACCAGAUUUUUUUUUGUUCACUCUAGUUGAAAACACGUCACUUAAGACAAAUGAAGUACAAAGUUUGCAAACUUAGACAGUACAUGAAAACAACCGUUUUGUGAAUGUAGAUAACAAAAGCUGAUUUACAUAAACACCCAUUUAUUUAUAGUGUCAUAUAAUCGUGUAAAAGCUGAAAGGUCAGAAACUUAUUCUGGUCUCUUUCGGUACUUCCCAGAGCACUGAAGCAUCACCUUACUCACUCAAAGGUGAGACAGUCUGAAUGUGUUUUUUAAAAGGUGAAAAACAGAAGUAAGGGAUUAAACAUAAAAUACCCCCAGUUUCAAAGAAAAACUAUUUUUCCCCUCUGCUGUUCAAGUGAAUGUUUUAUAAUUUUCUGCACUUUAAAAGUGCUUAACUAAACCCAAAAGGGAAAUUGCUUAAGAUGCAAAUAGCAACGGUUUGUUGAGCACAGAAGCAGAAAGUCGUAUGACUUGAAGUAUUUUCUUCUUAUAUGGAAAGAAAAAAUAGCACCCGGCUCAGAAGUCUCUCUCUCAACUUCCUCCUAAGCAUCUGAUCAGUAUUUUAAAAUUUCCUGUUGCAGUUUGCAGAGGAAACUGUUCAGAAAUUUUUUUCUCCACUUUAGAGUUCCUUAUGGUGGAUAGUAAACUGCAUCUGUUAGUGCUGAAUGUAAUUAUUUUGUUAAACUAGAACAUGAUAUCUGUUUCUGUAUCAAAUGAAUAUUGUAGCACUUUAUUGAAGUAAAUAAUGAUUAUUUGCACCUUCAGUAGAUUAGUUGACAAUUUGUUACCAUUUGUAAAAUAUUCCACUGUAAGCACUCUGAAUUUAUAUUGACCAACUUCAUUACAGCUGCUGUAAAUGUAAAAAGAUAGUCAGAAACCUGCUGUUUCUUUGUCAACAACGUGCAAAUGAACAAACUCCAGUGGAUGUAAAUACUCAUGUAGAGAUGCAUCUGUGCCUUCAACAGCGAAGAAAGUCUGAUUGUUGUAAGAUGCAAUCACUGCAUAAACAAUUGUUGGAGUUACUAAUUCUGUGAAAUGAAAAAAAAAAUUCUCCUACACAUAUAAAUAUGAAAGUACCUGAUCAAUAAGGGCUGAGAUAUAAGAAUGUUAUAUAAAACUAAGGAGGUUGUGACUGAUAAUAAGGUGUGGUGCAUCUUCUUUCAGCUCUUUGAAUUUCAUAUUUAAAUUAGGUAAUUCUUUAACAACUGGUCUAAUAAAGCUUAUUGCAUUUGG